AUGGCAGCCUGGGAGACAGUGCUGUUUUCUCUGUUACUGUUCCUAUUUUCUGGACUCUAUUUGAUGGGAGCGUUCCGCAGGCGGAGAGCUAAGGAGCCUCCCUUGGACAAAGGCUUCAUUCCAUGGCUGGGUUAUGCGCUAGAUUUCAAGCAAGACGGUCUUGGAGUUCUGCAAAGAAUGCGAAAGAAGCAUGGAGAUAUCUUCACACUUCUGAUCGGAGGCCACUUCAUCACUUUUGUGCUGGAGCCUCAUUCUUAUGGAGCCAUAGUGAAAGAAUCCAAAAGUAAGCUGGACUUUGACAUGUUUGGAUCAGAGUUCGUCUCGGCUUUGUUUCGGUUUCAUCCUGCUGGAGAGGACCAUAAGCUCAUUCAGGCAUCAAGUGUAAAAUAUCUCAUGGGAGAUGGAUUAGCCGUUAUGAAUCAGGCCAUGGUUGAGAACUUACAAACUGUGAUGUUCCAUAAAAUGGGCUCCAAAGAUGGGAACAGUUCCUGGCAAGAAGAUGGAGUCUACCACUACAGCUGCAACACCAUUUUCAAAUCUUCUUUCCUUAGUUUUUUUGGGCAUGAGUCAAAUGACCACGCAGAAAAGAAAGCAAAACUGACAGAUCACGAAAUUAGCCAGUUUGAAAUGCUCUUUGAAAAAUUUCAGAAGUUUGAUCACUUGGUCCCCAGCCUGGUCUAUAACACACUGGCUCCUGGGAAAAGAAAGGAAGCACAGCAGCUAUACCAUCUCUUCUGGGAUAUCCUAUCAGUGAAUAAGAUACAUAAGAGAUACAACGUUAGUAACUGGGUAAGUGAACAAGAACGGACGUUGGCCGAAAAAGGGAUGCCAGAAAACAUCAGAACAAGAUUCCUCUUUCUUCUUCUCUGGACGGUUCAGACGAAUACUGGCCCGGCCUCUUUUUGGGUUCUUGUGCAUCUGCUAAAAUGUCCUGAAGCCAUGGAAGCAGCGAGGAAAGAAGUAAAUGGACUGCUAAAAGAGAACGGCCCGCAAGUGAAAUUAGGUGACCCGUUGAUGGAUCUCACUAGGAAGAUGUUAACAAAGAGCCCAGUUCUGGAGAGCGUGAUUGAAGAGACCCUGCGCUUGAAAGUGCAGUCGAUUCUGAUGAGAGCUGUGGUAAAGGAUAUGGACCUCAAGAUGGACAAUGGGAGGAAAUAUGCUCUCCGCAAGGGAGACAGAAUUGCGCUUUCCCCGUAUGUGGCCAUGCAUAUAGAUCCAGAAGUCUACCCUGAGCCUCUGACUUUCCAAUAUGACCGAUUUCUGAACUUUGAUGGAUCUGUAAAGAGCUUCUACAAGAAUGGAAAAAAACUAAAAUACCAUAACAUGCCCUUUGGAAUGGGGCCAUCCAAAUGCCCUGGACGUUUCCUUGCCGUGACUGAAAUAAAAACGUUCGUUUUCCUUAUGCUGGCCUACUUUGACAUUGAAUUGGUUAAUGGAGAAGAAGAAAUACCUCCAGCUGAUAAGAGCCAGUUUGGCUUUGGAACAAUUCUGCCAGUCCGUGACAUCCAAUUUAGAUACCGCCUACGCUGUCAGUUAGGCACAAAAUAGAAGCUUUUUUGUUGUUAUAGAAUGUCUAUG
Molecule: messenger RNA, 1578 nt
Organism: Eublepharis macularius
Lineage: Eukaryota; Metazoa; Chordata; Lepidosauria; Squamata; Eublepharidae
Product: 5-beta-cholestane-3-alpha,7-alpha-diol 12-alpha-hydroxylase-like
Exons: 1
Coding region: 1-1548 (515 amino acids)
Molecular function (GO): sterol 12-alpha-hydroxylase activity; iron ion binding; heme binding
Source: RefSeq, a predicted model, not a curated record